This is a messenger RNA of Cylas formicarius (sweet potato weevil), 3408 nucleotides long. RefSeq lists its product as uncharacterized. The record is from RefSeq and is a predicted model, not a curated record. Gene Ontology annotation, molecular function: RNA binding. Gene Ontology annotation, cellular component: ribonucleoprotein complex; nucleoplasm. Lineage: Eukaryota; Metazoa; Arthropoda; Insecta; Coleoptera; Brentidae. Gene Ontology annotation, biological process: regulation of RNA splicing. The transcript is spliced from 4 exons. The coding region runs from base 497 to 3088 and encodes 863 amino acids.
CGUAAAAUUUCCGGUCCGAGUCACUAUCUCUAAUUUGUAAAUGACUGCAAAAAGCCAACGCCAUUAAACCCACCAGUCUCAUUUGUUAGCGUUAACUAACCAUAUUAUGUCCUGUGGUGUUUAAUAAUUUAUUUAUUUUAUACUUUUAUUAUUUGCUAACAUCACAACGAAUUUUCUAUUUUUCCGGUUGUCCUAGUUACAAAAUAUUAUUGUCGUCGGAAUUGUUACAGUGAAACGGUGAAGCCAUAGUAUAAACCGACGUUGCGUAUACGUCUGCAUGCCGCCAUUUUGUAAACGGCGCUGUCAAAUUUGUUUGGCUCGUCGAGUAGAAAGUUGUCUUGCAGCGUUUUCCGAAGAUUAUUUGGUGAAAUUCUCAAAUCUAUAUCGUUUUAUACAGACUUUAACAUACAAUAACCAACUAGAAUAGAAAAUUAUUGAGUAACUAGUGCAGAUUCGGGCUAAUAUCCGCGAGGUGCUUAUCGAGCCCCUUGUCACUAUGAGCGUCAUAAUACGGCUUCAAAAUCUGCCGUGGUCUGCGAAUGCGUUGGACAUCAGGCAGUACUUCCAGGGGUUGAGCAUCCCCGAAGGCGGGGUGCACAUCGUCGGCGGUGAACAGGGAGAUGCUUUUAUCGCUUUCAGUACCGACGAGGACGCUCGUCAAGCGUUCAACCGCAACAAUGGCAAAAUCAAAGAGGUCCAGAUCCAGCUCAUGCUCAGCUCGCGGACCGAAAUGCAACGCGUCAUCGAGCAGGCUCGCAACCAAUCGAUGGCGGCGUUCAUGCUGCCGACCCAUACACAAGUGGCGCCCCUCCCCGCGGCCGUACCCGCCCUCGUGCCGACUCCCGCGCCGGUACCGGAAAUAAAGCGCGAGAGCCGAGACCCUGACAAGAAGCGCGACAAGAAACGUUCUCGGUCUAAGUCGCGCGACCGUAGGGACCGCAAAGACCGCAAAUAUCGCGACCGCAGCCGUUCGCGGUCGAGAGAACGGCGCGACAGGCGCAGGCGCGACCGUAGCCGCAGCCGCAACCGUUCCAGAUCGCGCGACAGAGACGGCGGCAGACGGAAAGACAGAGACGGCAAGAGGAAUGACGACGCGACGCAGCCCAGACCGCCGGUUUGGGCGACGCCGCAAACUCAGGAUCUCCCUCCGCCCCUGAUACCGCAAGCGGCCGCCGCCCAAGCUACCAGCUUACUGGGGGCGUACAGCCCCAUCACUCUGGAUCAAGCCAAGAGAACGCUGGAGAGUUUCAGCGCCGGUCAGCUGAUCAACGGGUUCCCGGCAAACGCGGCCCCUGUCAGCGCCGCCUUCAACAACCCCAACCGGGUACAGAGGGACAGCUGGCCGCCCGCCAACCCCACCAGCAGCUUCGGGUUGUCUGGCGACGGUUUCCAACCUGGUCGGUUAUUGGAUGACCAGAGAAAUCUGCUGGGCGGUAUGGGCGGGCCUAACGGCGACGUGAGGGGUAGAAACCAAAGGGGAAGGGACGCGGACGACGGCAGGAACCCGCGGAACCAGCGCGACUUUAGGAAUCAGCGGGACACGGGCGGGAACAGACGCAACCAGAACUACGAUGACCAGUUCGGCCAGGGGGGCAACCAGCAGUUCGACGCUAGAGGCAGAGGGAGAAAGUUGCAGAACAGGGGCGGCGACGAGGAGGAAGUUAACACGUGCGUCCACCUGGAACCCUUCUACGGCUGCUACGCGGACCUGAGGAAGUUCUUUUCCGGACUCCAUAUCACGUUCCGCGGAAUCAAGAUUAUCAACGACGAUUUCGGACGCAAGACCGGGAUUUGUUACGUGCAAUUCACAAACGCGCUCUACAAGAUGGAGGCACUGAAACGGGACGGCCAGAAGCUGAAUAAUAUCGAGGUCAAGGUGGAGCACAUCAGCGACGAGGAGUUUCACAACGCGAUCGACCGGUACCAUCCGCGGAACGAGGACCAGCAAUACGGCGACGACAGCAAGUUCCGCAGCAAAAACAUUACCAAGUAUUUUAACAAUUCCGGAGAGCAGGAGCCGGAGAUCACGGACUACGCGUGUUUGAAAAUCGAGGACUUGCCGACGUACGUUAAGGAGCAGGACAUCUUGCACAUGUUCUCGCAGCACCCGCUCAUCUCGCUCCAUCUGAACUCGAAGCCGAGAGGCGGGUCCGUGGCUUAUGUCAAGUUCAGCGGCAAGGAGGUGGCAAAGCUCGCGUACGAGGAGAAGUCGCAGCACGUCAUCGGCGGGAAGCCGGUCACGGUGAAGCCAUGCAAGGACGAAGAAUUCGACGAGGUAAACAAGGAGAAAAGCGCGCCUCUAGAAGAGGUAAAAGAAGAAAACGCGGGCCCGUUGGAGACGGACUGCUUGAGCGUAUCCCAACUGCCGGCGAAGACCUCCGAUAGGGACAUCUCCGACUUCUUUUCCGACAUCGGCAUCGUCCCUUUGAAAAUCCAUUUGAUGAGCAACAAUCUCGGUUUCACUGGCCAAGCUUUUUGCGAAUUCGAAACCAAAGAGGAGGCGGCGACCGCGUGCUCCAAAGACAGCACCGUCCUCGGCAGCAACACCAUAUCGGUGAAGCCGAUCAAACGACAGGAAAUGAUGGCGAUAUUGGGCAAAACGAUCCCGCAUCAGGAAUCGGAAGAGGGAGAGGGCAACGCUGAGAAAUCGCCUAAAAAAGAGCCACCCGCGCCAGCCCUGUUGUUAACCCCCAGUCAGAACCAACCGCUGCUGAAACCAAUGCUGCUUAAUAGUCAGAUGCCUCCGAGGAUGGGUGGGCCGGGUUCAAGGGGACCCAGAUUCGGACCCCGAGGACCGAGGUUGAGGUACAGCGCCCCCAGAUCGCACGAUGCGAGUUACGAGGACGCACCACCUGGGUGCACGGUUUACAUGGACAACGUGCCCUACAAGGCGGGCACGAACGAGAUCUUGGAAUUUUUCGAAGGGUAUAACAGCACCAAUAACGUGUCGAGGAGGUACAACCCUAAUAAUACCCCUAGCGCGGAAGCGAAAAUCAUUUUCCCGUCGCCAGAGGACGCGUUCAGGGCCGUGAAAGAACUAAACGGCGAGAAAAUAUGGGAGAGGCCUAUAUAUUUGACGCAAGUGUAAAUUUAUCUUUAGUGUUUAGGUUUCGUUUCAGAUAGAGUUAUUGGUUAUGUUUCGAUAUUCGUAUAAACUUUCGGUUUUGUUGUAUCCACGUACUACUAUAUUAGUAGUCGCUAUUGUAUAUACAUAAGAUUUGUAGGCUGUUUGAUUCUUUUUUAAAUACAUACAGUAAAGUAUACGUUGGAAGCAUAUAAUUUGGUCCUUCGAGGCGGAUAUUCACCAUUUUUCUUGAGAAGCAUUGUAGUAUUAAAUUCGUUGUAAUUUUAUAGUCUCUUGAGGGCUUCUAAUUGAAAGUCAAUGUAAAUACAAAUUCUCUUGUAUAA